AUGGGAAACCGAGGGGCGGAUUCUGGUUAUAUGGCGGAUUCGUCUUCGGGUAUAGUUCAAUAUUCCAAUGAACCUCUUGCAAUUACCCAGGGAUCUUCUGAGCAAGAUUUGAUGGUGGAUUCUGAUUUGCCGGUGCCGAUGGACUGUUCUCCACCAAUUUCUCCGCGGCCCUCAACUCCUCCUUCACCAACUUCUACUGAUUCGGGUGAUAAAAUGUGGUCUUGGGUUAAAGAGGGUUGCUCUCGUAAACGCACGACCACUUCUCAUGAAUCUGCUAUUCCUCCGUUGAUUGUUGGUGAUACAAACUCGGCAAUUUUAGCUUGUCUCGAACCUUUCAAGAAACGUAGGGGUGAUCCUAAGGGUGGUGGUUCAUUAGCUAGUUCUUCUUCUGAGGAUAAAUUAUCUAGCUUAGCUUUUGAUGGGUUUUGUGGUUCAGAUGCUUUAGGUCUAAGCGGGGGUUUGGUGGUUUUUUGGUUUGCUCCGGUUUCUGUAGUUCCUGUUUCAAUUUCGCUUCAUGUUAUCUUUUGUAAGGCAAUUUCAACUAAGUGGAGAUCUCCUUUUACUUGGACUAAUGGUCAAUUAGGAAACCCUACCUUUGAACGACUUGAUAAAGGAUAUGCUUCCUGCUCCUGGCUAGAGUCUUAUCCAGAUGCUAUGAUAAUUCACCAAACCAUCCUCUUUUCGGAUCAUGCGGCUAUUGUUUUAAAGGAAUCAAGUCCUCACUUUUCUAGGAAAACCCCUUAUCGUAUUGAAAAUUGGUGUUUAGAUAUUCGAGAAAUAUCCUUAUUGAUAAAUUCAGCUUGGGAUAUUAAUCUUUUAGGAUCACAAAUGUUUGUUCUUUCCCAAAAAUUGAUGCAUCUUAGGCAUAAAACGCUGAGAUGGCUCUCACUUCCUGAUCAGAAAAUUUCUCAGGCUCAUAAUUUAUUUCUUUAUUGCAAACAAAGUUCUAAAGUGAGAUGGGAUGCUUUUGGUGAAACUAAUUCACACCUGCUAUUUUCUUCAGUUCAAGACUGGCGUCGUCGUAAUAAAAUUUUUAGUCUAAAGGAUACUCAUGGAAAUUGGAUUUCUGACCCCAUGGGAAUUGAGAAUCUUCUGUUUCAGCACUUCUCGGAUUUAUAUAAUUGUCAGAAAAAUCCAUCUUCUAAUAUUCCAGAUCUUUGGGAGAAUCUAGAUAUUCCUGUGUUGUCUUCUCUUCAUCAGCAGCAGCUGAUAGUCCCAUUUUCUGCAGCCGAGAUAAAGGAUGCAAUCUUUCAUAUAGGAAAUGAUAAAUCUCCUGGACCGGAUGGUUUUACGGCUGCUUUCUUCAAAUCUCACUGGUCGACUGUUGGUAAGCAAGUUACCUCUGCAAUUCAGUACUUUUUUGCUCGAGGUUAUAUGCUUAAAGAUUGGAACCGGACUUUUUUGGUUCUUUUGCCAAAGGUAGACCACCCUGAUAACCCUUCGCAGUUUCGCCCGUUUGGCCUAUGUAAUGUUUUGUAUAAGUGUAUUGCGAAGUGCAUGACGGCUCGAUUACGGAAGAUUUUACCUAUCUUGAUCUCAGAGUCUCAAUCUGCCUUUGUCCCGGGUCGGCUAAUGUCUGAUAACAGUCUUAUAGCUCAUGAAAUGUUAUCCUAUAUGAAUUCUUCUACUUCCAAGAUUUGUUCUGCUGCCUUGAAAUUGGAUAUGAACAAGGCUUAUGAUAGAGUUAAUUGGGAGUUUCUCUGGGAUGUACUUAAGGCUUUUGGUUUUCCUCCUUACUGGAUCCAACUAAUUAAGCAGUGUGUUUCUACGGUUUCCUACCAGAUUCUUAUCAAUGGCAAGCCUUCUUCUGUUCUCCGUCCGGCUUGCGGCUUGCGUCAGGGAGAUCUGUUAUCUCCUUAUUUGUUUGUGCUUUGUAUGGAAAUUUUCUCUUUAAUGUUACGACAGGCUGAGGGAAAUGGUUUAUUUCAAGGUGUGCGCAUUUCCAGGCGAGCUCCUUCGAUGGUUAAUGUUCAAAAGUCAUUUGUUAAGUUCAGUUCGAAUACUCCGGAAGAUUAUCGUGAUUUUUUAAGCUCUGCAUUGCAUAUGCAAACUAAAAAAUCACUGGGUUCUUAUUUGGGUCUCCCUGUGGAUUUAGGACGUGCUAAAUGUCAUCAAUUUCAAUCCCUGGUGGAUAAGGUGACGCAAAAGUUGUCUGCUUUUGGUUCUCGGCAUCUUCCGGAAGCAGCCAAGUUAGUCCUUAUUAAUACGGUGGUCAUAGCUUCUUUAAAUCAUGUGCUUUCGGUGUUUAAAUUGCCGGUGACUAUUUCUGACCAGAUUGGCCGUCUGCUUUCUCGCUUUUGGUGGAAAAACAACAGUUCUUCUAGGGGUUUGGCUUUAACUCCUUCUGCCUCUCUUUAUCUUCUUCGAGGAUUAGGAGGUCUGGGCAUCCGUCAUGUGCCUUCUUUUAAUUCGGCUUUGCUAGCUAAGCAAAUGUGGCGUUUAAUUCAUAAUCCACAACUUUUAGUUUCAAGGAUUUACCGUGCUCGGUAUCCUCGUCUUGUAAACUAUAAAGCUUCUAGUUUGCCUUCUCGUCCUUCUUGGGGAUGUAGGAGCUUGUUGGAAGGGGCUUGUGUUCUUUCUCAUGGUGUGAUAUGGAAGGUGGGUUCUGGUUCCCAGGUCAAUAUUACUGAUGAUGAUUGGGUUCCGGGGGUUUCUGUUCGUUUCAAGGAUGCCAUUCCUUCGGAUGAUCUUCCUACUGUGGUAUCACAAAUAAUUGAUCCUGGUUCUCAUGCUUGGGAUAGUACUCGUAUUCGACAGUGUGAGUUCACUAGCUUAGUUCGUUCUUCUCACCAUCUUGAGGUAAUUCGGACUUUGCCCUUGGAUCGAGAUUUUAGUGCAUGGUUUACUGAUUCCAUUAGUGGCUUUGUGGCUGCUAAGGAUUGGCAUGGUUUAGAUGAGAUCCUUGCUUUCUUCUGGGCUAUUUGGUUAGCUAGGAAUAAUCUUAGAUUUCGUUCGGAGGUUUGCUCUCUUGCUGGGAUUUAUGUUAUGAUUGCCUCAUGGUUGUCUAGGAGUAAAGAGGCUAAAGAAUUGUCUGAUUGUUUGCUUCCUUCUUGCCCUCCGGGGUUUGGUGUUUCUUGUUUGCACGAUCUACAUUUGGGUGUUCCGUCUGUUCAGUUUGACAUUUGUCUUACUUAUGAUGGCUCUUGGAAUGCCAAGGAUCAACGUGCUGGCAUGGGAUGGUUUUUAUCUUCUGACUUAUCUUCUCCGGUUGUAGGGGGAGGAGCCCAAGCGGGCUUUGCUUCUUCGGCUCUUCAUUCUGAAUUGUUUGCCUGCCUUCUUGGUUUGCGGCAGGUUAGGGAAAGGAGCUAUACUAGUGUGAGAUUUUGUACGGAUUGCAUGUCAAUCUUGACUUUGAUUGGGGGUCAGUCUUCGGCUUCUAUUUCGAACAUUUGGAUUUUACGGGAAAUUCGGCAGAUUAUUGCGGGUCUUCAAAGGUUUCAGAUUCAAAAGGUCUCUAGAGAAGAAGUUGGUUAUGCUCAUCACCUGACAAAGUUAGCUUGUAGUCGUCAUUUUAUUUAUUUUCGUUUUUAG
This is a messenger RNA of Chenopodium quinoa (quinoa), 3531 nucleotides long. RefSeq lists its product as uncharacterized. The record is from RefSeq and is a predicted model, not a curated record. Gene Ontology annotation, molecular function: RNA-DNA hybrid ribonuclease activity; nucleic acid binding. Lineage: Eukaryota; Viridiplantae; Streptophyta; Magnoliopsida; Caryophyllales; Amaranthaceae. The transcript is spliced from 8 exons. Bases 1 to 3531 code for a protein of 1176 amino acids.